CACACCACACCAUCUUCCACGAAACUCCCCCCUCCAUUCCCGUUAAUGGCGGCUCUUCCGCUUCUCAUUUUUUCAGUCAAACUUCUCGUCCCAUGACCACCACUACUAUCCCCUCCUUCACGUCUCUCUCUCUCUCUCUUUUCUCCCAAAUCCCUAAUCUCCAUAUCUCUCUCUCAGGAAGGAAAAAGGAGAAAAUUUUAACUCUCUCAUGGAACCGACUUUCGUAGUUGUGCUCGCCGCCAUGGGGAGCUUCUUGGUGGUAACUUUGAUAUUAGCCACCAUAAUCAUAAUCUGCCAGAGCAGAAAGGCCAAAAACGCAUACAAUCGGAAUUACAACCAGAAUCGCCAUCGGAGCAUAACGAACCCUCGGCUGGCUUCGAUCGCCGGCACCGACGAGAGCGCGUCGUUCGAUCCCAGUCUCCGCCAGGUCUCCAUGGCCGAGGUCGUCGCCGCCACCAAGAAUUUCUCGACGGACCUGAUCGUCGGCGACGGCAGCUUCGGCCUCGUCUACAAGGCCCACCUCAGCGGUCUCCCCGUCGCGAUCAAGAAGCUUGAUCCGGACGCCUUCCAAGGGUUUCGCGAGUUUCGGGCGGAGAUGGAGACUCUGGGGAAUCUCCGCCACCGAAAUCUCGUAAAAAUCCUCGGCUACUGUAUUUCCGGCCAAGACAGAAUUCUGAUAUACGAGUUCAUCGAGAGGGGUAAUUUGGACAUUUGGCUUCACGACUCGUCGUCGUCGUCGACGGAAAGCACUCUGUCGUUACCGUUAUCGUGGGCGACGAGGAAGAAGAUCGUUAAGGGAGUGGCUAAUGGGCUGAACUAUCUACAUGGGCUCGAAAAGCCCAUUAUCCAUAGAGAUAUCAAGGCUAGCAACGUGUUAUUGGACCGUGAUUUCGAGGCCCGUAUAGCUGAUUUUGGGCUUGCAAGGACGGUUGACUCCUCUCACUCGCACGUGUCGACUCAGGUGGCCGGCACGAUGGGGUACAUGCCGCCGGAGUACAAGGACGGGUUCACGCUGUUGACGGUGAAAGCUGACGUGUACAGUUUCGGGAUUUUGAUGUUGGAAACAGCUAUGGGUAAGAGGCCCAAUUUGCCAAUGGCGUUUGAGGGUGUGGAGAUGGGCCUUGUGGAAUGGACCAGAAAAAUGGUGGCCCAAAACAGAGAAAUGGAAAUGGUGGAUGUGAAUAUUUCGAGGGAAGGAUUGGUUGAGAGUGAUGUUAAGGAGUAUUUUAGGAUUGCUUGCUUGUGUGCUCAUGAGAAUUUUAGAGAAAGGCCUGUAAUGAGAGGUGUGGUCGAGUUGUUGAUGCAAAUUUGUUGAAUUUUCUUUGUGUUUUUUGGUAUAGAGAUUAUGUAAAUAGGUUGAGAGGACUAGUAUAGUAGUAGUAGUAGUAGUACUAAACAAGUUCUUUUGAUAUAUCAAAAUCCAUUUGUAAAAGUAGGUUUUUAUAGAGUUCUUUAAUAUCUAGUAAUAAUUGCAUUAUGAAUUAAUAAUGCCUAGGCCAAAGUCCCCAUAAUAGAGGGGGUAUUUGGCUUAUGUCUUUGCCAUUUUUUCAUAAUAAGAAAAAUGAUGGGGUCAAAAUUCUUUUUGUAUGCAUGUUUUUCGAGUUAUGAACAAAAUGAAAACAAAAAUGGAGCAAAAUUAUCAAGCUUGUAGACUAUAAUGUACAUGAUUUGUAUAUAGUACAAUGAAUUUUGUUGA
This is a messenger RNA of Humulus lupulus (European hop), 1696 nucleotides long. Its product is annotated as brassinosteroid LRR receptor kinase BRL1. The record is from RefSeq and is a predicted model, not a curated record. The coding region runs from base 209 to 1315 and encodes 368 amino acids. The transcript has a single exon. Lineage: Eukaryota; Viridiplantae; Streptophyta; Magnoliopsida; Rosales; Cannabaceae. Gene Ontology annotation, molecular function: protein kinase activity; ATP binding. Gene Ontology annotation, biological process: protein phosphorylation.